Papilio xuthus (Asian swallowtail) is the source of this 2791-nucleotide messenger RNA. It is a transcript of the gene polo, whose product is annotated as Serine/threonine-protein kinase polo. Gene Ontology annotation, biological process: protein phosphorylation; mitotic spindle organization. The record is from RefSeq and is a predicted model, not a curated record. The coding region runs from base 182 to 1879 and encodes 565 amino acids. Gene Ontology annotation, cellular component: cytoplasm; nucleus; centrosome. Gene Ontology annotation, molecular function: protein serine/threonine kinase activity; protein binding; ATP binding. NCBI's taxonomy places the organism in Eukaryota, Metazoa, Arthropoda, Insecta, Lepidoptera, Papilionidae. The transcript is spliced from 10 exons.
GUCGACUUCAUAACGUAUCUAACAGUUCAAAAUUCAGUGCAACUGCCAUGCAAAGCAACUGUUCUUCAUGUUCAAGCGCUUAGUUUGAGAACAUUGUGUAUUCAUUUGUGACCAAUUUUUAGACUUUUGCUUCAUUUUUAUCAUUUUAUUGACUUGAACUUAUAUUUAAAGUUAAUUUAUAAUGACGUCUAUCAAGGAAGAUGAAAAGAAAGAAAUACCCGAAAUAAUUCAAGAUCCUCAAACAAAGAGCACAUAUCACAGAUUGCGGUUUUUCGGAAAGGGGGGCUUUGCAAAAUGCUACGAAAUCCAAGACAUCGCCACCAACCAGGUGUACGCAGGGAAAAUUGUUUCAAAAAAGCUUAUGGUAAAGUCGAGCCAAAGGGAAAAAAUGACUCAGGAAAUCUCUAUCCACCGCUCACUGCAACACAAACAUGUGGUGGGCUUCCACAGCUUCUUCGAGGACUCACUCAACAUUUACAUUGUACUAGAGCUCUGCAAGAGAAGGUCCAUGAUGGAAUUACAUAAGCGUAGAAAAGCCAUCACAGAGCCAGAAACAAGGUUCUACAUGCGUCAGAUAUUACUCGGUGUGCAGUAUCUACACAGCCGGAGGAUUAUACACAGAGAUCUUAAGUUAGGAAAUCUUUUCCUUGAUGAUGACCUGUGUGUUAAAAUUGGAGAUUUUGGACUAGCAGCUAAAAUUGAAUAUGAAGGAGAGAGGAAACAGACUUUAUGCGGCACACCAAACUACAUAGCUCCUGAGAUAUUGACAAAGAAGGGGCACUCCUUCGAAGUGGACAUUUGGAGUUUGGGCUGCAUCAUGUACACCCUGCUUGUAGGGAAGCCACCCUUUGAGACAUCAACUCUUAGAGAUACAUACAAAAGAAUCAAGCAAUGUGAAUACAGGGUACCAACAACGCUGAGGAAGCCGGCGACGUCAAUGAUCGUGCUGCAGCUCCAGGCCAACCCGGCGCUGCGGCCUUCGGUGGACAAGCUGCUGCGGCAUGAGUUCUUCUCGUCGGGUAUCCUGCCAGCCGCGCUGCCGCUCUCCUGCCUCACCACCGCGCCCCGUACCGACCAGCUCGAGGGCAUGACGCAGCGACGCCCGCUUAACGAAGUCAACAAUAUUAACAAUGUUGGCAUGGCGGCGAGCAUACCGGCGCAGGUGAAGGCGGAGCCGCGCGCAAACGAGUCCAGCUCGCACCGGCAGAAUCUUGUCUCCCUGCGCGACCAGCUCGCCGCGCUGCUGCAGUCCAACCUGAAAUGCCGACCGGAGUGCCUGACGGAGGGUCUGAGCGACCCUGCAGCUCAGCCGCUGGUGUGGGUGGGCAAGUGGGUGGACUACAGCGACAAGUACGGCUUCGGCUACCAGCUGUGCGACGAGAGCGUCGGUGUCAUGUUCAACGAUACCACCAAACUCAUCAUGCUCGCCAACGGAGUGAAUGUUCACUACAUUGAUCGGCAUAGCUCUGAAAAAUAUAUGACAAUGACUGACUACCCACCGGAGCUGGACAAGAAAAUGAAACUCCUUUCAUAUUUCCGUAGAUACAUGACUGAGCACCUUAUGAAAGCCGGAGCGUCAGUACAAGUGCGCGAGAGCGACGGUCUGUCGCGACUGCCGCACCUGCACCAAUGGUACCGCACCACGCUCGCCGUCAUCAUGUACCUCACCAAUGGAACGCUGCAGAUCAACUUCCAAGAUCACACAAAGAUAAUAUUGUGCCCGCUCAUGCAGGCAGUCACGUACAUUGACGUGGAGAAGAACUUCCGCACGUUCAGAUUCAGCACCAUAGAGGAGCACGGCUGCGACAAGAAACUGUAUAUGAACCUCACAUACGCUUUAGAGAAAAUCAACAGCGUACUUUCCACGAAACUCUGGUAGCGAUUGCUUAGACUUUAAUGAUUCUUAUAUUAAUCAGGAUCUUGUUACUCGUAACUUCACCGGUUUGGUAUAAGGUCCCUAGUAUUAGUGCCUUUUUAUGACAAUUUGCUGAAAAUGAAAUGUCUAAAUGUACAAAUUUAAUGUUACUCUGUCUUAGUUUAGUCGGCUGCCGGCCAAUGGACACAUUUUGUCACUAGGGACUCUCAUAGUUUUGAAGAGUGACCAGGCAAUCGUAAAGCUGAAAACAAAUCAGCGACAUUUUCCUUUAAAUUGCCUGCACUUACUAUGGAUUUCCAUUGUUGAAACACUUGUAUAAAAACCUACCCACAGUCGAAUCUGGAUAAGUGAGAAACAUCUAUAUGUGAGAGUUAUUGUCCGGUCCCGACGGAAGGACUCCAUAAGCGAGAUACUCGGGUUAGAGAGAAACCUCUAUUAGCGAGAAACAGAUGGCGAUCCCUUGGACUCUCAUUUAUCCAAUUUCGAUUAUAAAAAAGUGUUUAAGCAUUUGAAUUUCACAAUAAAAAUGACAAUUUGCGGGAUAUGUGUGUUUCUUAAAUUGAUAUAUGAGUGUGUUUGAUGUUCAAUAACGAUGGUACAGGUAAAUUUAUAAAUAUAUACGAAAUUCGUUAUUUUUCAUAUCUGCUACCAGAAUAUAAUAAUGUGGCUCAGAUUGUUAAAUAACAGCUGUGCUGUAUAGUAAAAUUUCGUAUGUACAAAAUAUCUACAUUUGCAUGUAAACGAAAUAAUUUUAAGUGUUUAUUAAAAUUAUAAAACUUGUGUAAUUAAAAUUAAUUAAAGUUAAUUUCAGCCUGUUUAAGCACAAUAUUAAGGAACAAGUUUUGGCAAAAUAUUACAACUUUCAAAUUAAUAAAACGCGUAAUAUUUAUUGUAAAAUAUCUAGUUAAUCUAAAA